AUGGAGUCUCUCUUUUCCACUAUGAUCGUCCUUCUCUUGGUUUCCCUUUCAUGUUUCACUUCUUCAGAAGCUCUCAAAAGCAACAAGGGGAACAUCACAAUCAAAUGGGAUCUCAUCAGCUGGACUCCUGAUGGCUAUGUUGCUACUGUAACAGCUUACAAUUAUCAGAAACAACGUUCAAUUCCUUCACCAGGAUGGACAAUGAGCUGGAGUUGGACCAGCAAAGAGGUGAUCUGGAGCAUUGUCGGUGCACAAACCACAGAGCAAGGAGACUGUUCCAUGUACAAUGAAAACAUGCCUCAUUCCUGCUCUAGUAAACCAACACUCGUUGAUUUGCUUCCUAGUACUCCUUUCAAUCAGCAGAUUGCUAAUUGCUGCAAAGGUGGUGUCCUAAAACCCGGUUUAGAAAGUGCAUUUCAGAUAGCAGUUGGUAAUGCUGGUGACUCGGUUAAGACUGUUAGAAUGCCGGUUAACUUCAUGUUCACUGCACCUAAACAACAGUAUGUUUGUGGACCGACCAAGAACGUUAGACCAACGAGGUUUAUAACCGCUGACAAGAGGAGAGUGACUAGAGCAUUGAUGACUUGGAACAUAACUUGCGUCUUCCACAAGGCAACAUGA
Eruca vesicaria subsp. sativa (arugula) is the source of this 621-nucleotide messenger RNA. The record is from the annotation of a GenBank genome assembly. Lineage: Eukaryota; Viridiplantae; Streptophyta; Magnoliopsida; Brassicales; Brassicaceae.